This is a messenger RNA of Mangifera indica (mango), 2313 nucleotides long. RefSeq names its product importin subunit alpha-like. Gene Ontology annotation, cellular component: nucleus; cytoplasm. The record is from RefSeq and is a predicted model, not a curated record. The transcript is spliced from 11 exons. Gene Ontology annotation, molecular function: nuclear import signal receptor activity; protein binding. Gene Ontology annotation, biological process: NLS-bearing protein import into nucleus. NCBI's taxonomy places the organism in Eukaryota, Viridiplantae, Streptophyta, Magnoliopsida, Sapindales, Anacardiaceae. Bases 188 to 1786 code for a protein of 532 amino acids.
UUCCUCUCCGUCGGAUCAAAUCAGCAUUGUCAUUUCAUUCGAAAAUAAAAAUUAAAAAAAAUCCAAAAUCCGCCUUCAUCUUGCUCUCUCACACUCUAAUCUAAAAACAGCGCCUUUCUCAGCCGAUCAACGGACAGUCAGGUUUCUGUUUAUCAAAGAUUCUAUCUAAUCUAAAUCAGAAACGACCAUGUCUCUGAGACCCAACGCUAGAACUGAGGUUCGCAGAAGCAGGUACAAGGUAGCCGUAGAUGCCGAAGAAGGACGCAGAAGGAGAGAAGACAACAUGGUAGAGAUCCGAAAGAACAAGCGGGAAGAGAGUUUACUCAAGAAGCGACGCGAAGGACUUCAGGCUCACCAACAACUCUCCUCGUCUCUCACUUCUUCCGCACCUGAUAAUAAGAAGUUGGAAAGUCUCCCAGCAAUGGUUGCAGGCGUUUGGUCUGAUGAUAGGAAUGCACAGCUUGAGGCAACUACACAUUUCAGGAAGCUACUCUCAAUAGAGCGCAGUCCUCCAAUCAAUGAAGUUAUACAAUCUGGUGUUGUUCCUCGUUUUAUAGAUUUUCUUUCAAGGGAUGACUUCCCACAGCUUCAGUUUGAGGCUGCAUGGGCUCUUACAAAUAUUGCUUCGGGGACCUCAGAAAAUACUAGGGUUGUUAUUGAGCAUGGGGCUGUGCCAAUAUUCGUUAAACUUUUAAGUUCUCCAACAGAUGAUGUUCGAGAGCAGGCUGUUUGGGCAUUGGGAAAUGUAGCUGGUGACUCACCUAAAUGCCGUGAUCUUGUCCUUAGCCAUGGAGCUUUGCUGCCAUUGCUGGCACAGUUCAAUGAACAUGCUAAGCUUUCAAUGCUGCGAAAUGCAACAUGGACGUUGUCAAACUUCUGCAGAGGCAAACCACAGCCUUUGUUUGAGCAGACAAAGCCUGCACUUCCAGCUCUUGAGCGCCUUAUACAUUCAAAUGACGAUGAAGUCCUCACGGAUGCUUGCUGGGCUUUAUCAUAUCUAUCUGAUGGUACCAAUGACAAAAUCCAAGCUGUUAUUGAGGCUGGUGUCUGCCCCAGGCUAGUUGAACUUUUACUUCAUCCAUCUCCAUCGGUGCUCAUUCCUGCUCUUCGUACGGUUGGAAAUAUUGUUACUGGAGAUGAUAUGCAAACUCAGUGUAUAAUAAACCACCAGGCUCUUCCAUGCCUUCUGAACCUGUUAACACAAAAUUACAAGAAGAGCAUCAAGAAGGAAGCUUGUUGGACCAUCUCCAACAUCACUGCUGGAAAUGUUACUCAGAUACAGGCUGUAAUUGAUGCUGGUAUAAUUGCACCCCUUGUUCAACUGCUUCAAAAUGCUGAGUUUGAGAUCAAGAAAGAAGCUGCAUGGGCUAUUUCAAACGCAACUUCUGGUGGUUCUAAGGAGCAGAUCAAGUUUUUGGUGAGCCAAGGGUGUAUUAAACCUUUGUGUGAUCUCCUGAACUGUCCUGAUCCAAGAAUUGUCACAGUUUGCUUGGAAGGACUUGAGAAGAUUUUGAAGGUUGGGGAAGCUGAGAAAAAUGAGGGUAACACAGGAGAUGUUAAUUUGUUUGCCCAAUUAAUUGAUGACGCUGAGGGUUUAGAAAAGAUUGAAAACCUUCAAAGUCAUGACAACAAUGAGAUAUAUGAAAAGGCCGUGAAGAUUCUGGAGACGUAUUGGGUUGAGGAGGAUGAAGAUGAGCCAGUACGUCCUGGUGAUGCUUCCCAAGCUGGAUUCCGUUUUGGAGGCAACGAACUUUCUGUUCCUUCUGGUGGAUUCAACUUUAGUUGAAGGACAUGCAGUUGGUUAUAGAAUGAAGACCAAGGUCUAGGUCUGGUGACCAAUGUUGUCAAGCUCGAGUGGGAGAGUUUCUGCUUGCCGUUCUUGGGUCUAGUUUGGGGUGGAGAAAUGUUUGUUUGGUGUACUGGUUGAAUAAAAAGAAUGGUGCAUCAUCUCAUCCGGGCUGGUUUAUAAAUGCGGCUUCCUUGCAUGCGGACCCUGGAAAUCACAAAGCAUAGAGUCUCUCCAUCUUUUUCAUCUUUUUUUCCUUCUUGGUUGUUAUUCUUUUGUAAGCGUCCUCGUUUUUGAAUGCUAAGUGUGGGGAUCCUUAGAGCAACAAAAGAACAAAUUAUAAAUUUGUUUCUUCUCUUGAAGGGUUUUGCUUUCAAUUUUUUUUUUAUUCUGAUUAUUGUGGAUUGCGCGAUUCUGUAUUUUAAUUGAAAGGCAUAUGGUGUAUCCUUUUCAGUCUAAAGGGGAUUUCUUUGGCUUUGUAAUUUGUCAAAACAUUCGAAGAUUAAUCAAAUAUAAUAUUUGGUCAA